Molecule: messenger RNA, 1107 nt
Organism: Astrephomene gubernaculifera
Lineage: Eukaryota; Viridiplantae; Chlorophyta; Chlorophyceae; Chlamydomonadales; Astrephomenaceae
Source: the annotation of a GenBank genome assembly
CUUGACGAAAACGGCUUCCCAGAUGAUAAACUCCUCUCUGCGUCUCUGGACGGUGUGGGCUGGGACAACGCAGGAGCUGACGACGAGGAGCCCUCGCUUUCUGCGUACGAUGCGAUCUCCCUCCUGUGCUACCGCAGCGGUGCAUCCAUACCCUCGGAAUGGGCUGGUGGAGAGGAAGGCGAAUGUGACGGAUCAAGGGAGGGAAGCGAGGCGUCAUCCACGGUGCUUGAACGCGAAGGCACAAUCGCUACGUCGGGCGACGAUGUUGCGGAGGCGACUCCCGCCAUGCGUCGCAUGGGCUUCAGCGGAUGGGGCUGCGAUGCCGCCAGCACAGAGUGUGUUCCCGUGACCCCCUUUUCAUACGGAGACCUUACCGUGGUUGAUACCGGUAACAUGAAAGCAAGGAAGAUCAAGUUCAGCGAUUGGAUGGUAUUGAACCAAGCCUCCCCUCAGAGCGCUGGUCGCGCGCCUGAUCACGAUUGCUGGGCGUCCAAGACCGGAGAAGAGGACGAAGAAGUGCGUACGGGGUCCCCAGACGGAACCAAGGCCGGUGGCCAGUGCACGGUUACGCAGGAUGACGCUUGCACAGCAAGGGUCUGCGGUGGCAGCGGUGCCAACGUCGCGUCCACGGCCGACAUCGCCACCACCAGCGAAGGCUCAUGUGCCCAUGCUAAAGCAUCGCGGCGAGGUUUGGUCUUGGGUGAUAGGCCGCAGCCGGAGGAGGCGACUGAGGGUUCUGGUGGCCCCGGCAGCCCUUGCAAGGAGGCCGCUGUCAAGGCGGGCCCCAAAGAAGCCGCUGGGGAGGGCUGUGAGGAGGGCGCACCCGUGUCACCUGCCUCAUCCUGCGGAAGUAUUCCGCUCGCCCCGCAUGCUGAAGUGAUCAAGAUCAAGUUUGCGGACUGGGAAGCACUGCAGCAGGACGCCAAGUGUGCGCCUGGCGAGGUCGCAAGCGACUGCGCCAGCCCAGAUGUGUCGCCGGUGUCCAGCUGCGAGAGCGGCGAGUCACCUGCGCAGGACACGGCGGGCAGUGGUUGGGCUGAGGACAACGACAAGGGCCUCGCAAUGCUGCCGAGCCCUUUGCCCCAGGCUGCCAGGCCGCCCACUGGC